AUGUCUACCUUUAUUUCAUAUUCUGAUUUAUCUAAAGCAAUUUUAAAUUGUAAACUUCCGUCUAAAGAAACUUUAAAUAUUUUAUCACAAAAUCAACAAAUAGAACUAUUAAAAUUUUUUUAUAAUAAACAACAAAAACUGCUUAAUAAACUUCUUGAACAUAAAAAAAAUGAACAAAUGCCAAUUAAUAUUCCAAAUAUUCGACUACCUAAAAGAGAUAAAACAAAACCAUCAAAAUUAAAAUUAUCAGAACUUUGCACCUGGUUACCAAAAAAUUAUUUUUCAAAAAUUAAAUCAGAUUUUACACCACUUCUUGACGAAAAUAAUAUCAAAGAAUCAAUUACAUGGUUACAACUGGGAUAUACAGCUAGAGAAAAAUGUUUAAAACAAAAAUUAGUAGAUAGAGCUGAUAAUUUUAGACGAAGAAAUAAAAAAGCAAACUUAAAAGUUAUUAAUUCUAAUAUGCAAGCUGCAAGUGAAGAUGAAUUAGAAACAUUACAACAAAAUAAUAGAAAUAUUGAAGAAAAUAAUCGGAUUAAUGAAGAAAAUAUAUUAGAAUCUGAUAUUGAAGAAUGUACCAUUAACAAAGAAAAUAUAUUUGGACCCAAUAUAGAACUUGAUGAAUAUUAUCAGGAGAAUACUACUAUAAAUGAAUAUAAUAAUGAAGAACCUUUCGCUACAUCUAGUUCUAACAGCUUUGUAACGUCUACUUCUAACAAUAAUAUAGUUACUUCUAGAAAUUAUGAACUUUAUGAUUCUACAAGUGAUAUGGCAUUUGAUACUACAUUUAGUAGUGAUGAAGAAUUAUCAAGAAAUAUUUCUUCUCAACCAUAUAAACAUACAUUAAAAACAAAUACGCCUAUUAUGAAAACUACUGAUAGAAUAAGCAAUCGAACAAGACAAAAAUACCAUAUUAAUUCUGAAGAUUCUUUGCCUAAACGGAUUCAAAAAAAGGAUACUUUACAAUCUUCAACAUUGGCUAAUGAAACCCGAAAAAUUCAAAGAACCAAUAUUAAUA
Molecule: messenger RNA, 1018 nt
Organism: Cetraspora pellucida
Lineage: Eukaryota; Fungi; Glomeromycota; Glomeromycetes; Diversisporales; Gigasporaceae
Source: the annotation of a GenBank genome assembly